AUGACGAGCGUAUUUUCGUCCUGCUUUGGAUGGGCCAAGAACGGCACCGAGGCCGAACACGAACCACUCUUGCCCCAGUAUGAGCAAGACACCCACCUACAGCGGCAGCUGUACCGGAAGCUCCACAGCUAUCAGAUGAUCCGCGCUUUCACUAAAGGAUAUAUGCCCAGCACCGAGCAAAUCAUCGUCAACCUCCGCACACUGCUGGCCAGCGAUGUCCUCAACCCGGACAAUCCAGAUCUGUCGGACAGUGGCUGCCGGUUGGUGCGACUCACCAAGCUAUGGCUUCACCAGUUCAUCACCCUACUUCAGCACAAGAACGACAAGGACCAGAUUCAGGAUCUUAUUUGGUUCUUGACCAAAAGCAGGAUUUCAGUCGAUGUUGCCGAUCUCCAGGUCCGCGCCCAGAAGUCCAAGGCCAAGGCUGACACCGCUGCUGCAUACAAGAGCCUGCAAACUGUGGGGUCGCUGCUGUUCACCAACUCGGAUUUCCGCAUCUUCCUCAAUGAUCUCAAAGUAGUAGGCCGCGAGAUAUUCAAGGACUCUGCUUUUGCCUUGAGUUCCGCUGCUGAGCAAGUCGGCAAGCAGAUUGAACCAUCUCAGGAGGAGCAGAACAGUGUUGCCAAUGGCAAAGCAGACGCCAAUGGCAAAGCAGACACCAACGGCAAAGCACCAUCUGGGGAGGAGCUGACACAGGAAGUCCAGGAUAUCAGCAAAAUCGUCGCAGAGGGCGGCAGUGAAGUGGCAAGCGCAGCCAUAGAGAGUGUACAGGACAAACUCACUGGUGAUGAAGGCUCGACAUUGCUCAAACGCCUUCAGCAGGUUGUGUUAAACCUCCGCAAGCGCAAGGACUAUUCCGACUCCGUCUCUACACUUUCGUUACUUGUCAAGCGAUACGCCAAGGUUUAUUCACGUGCAGCUGAAGAGAUCAUCGACGUGGCCCAGGAUGAUGUGAAUGAGAACCCCGAAGCAGAUGAAGCUGUUAAAAAUCUAUGGGCGUUCGUCACUAGUUUCGGCGACCAGAAGUCAUGGGACAAAUGCGAGGAGCUCUUCAAAAAGGUGAUGAGCCAUAAGGACAGUGAUCCUGAGUUCGAAAAUCUCAUGUUGGAUGUUGGCAAUAGUUUCCAGAGCCUGUUGACGGACCCCGAGUUUUUCCACAACGCCGAGGAAAAGCUACGAGAACUUCGAAAGAAGAGCAAGGAGGUCGGCACAGAGAGCAGUCUGCGACACGACGUCGACGAACUCCUUCAGCAACUCUCGGUCACGUUCCAGAGUGUACUGCGGGAUGAAGACAUACACAACCUCACAACAACCACUUUGCGAGUCUUCGGGGUCCUGUCUCCUACCAGUUCCGCACUCAACACCGACCUCGUCCAUGAUGCUCUCAACGUAUUCGUUCCCCUCGUCAUAUCCGCCAUUCAGUACUUUCCCAUUCCCCGCCUCGAAAAUGUCAUCAUCGAACCAGGCGUAACGGUCAACCACAGCUCCUUCCUGCCGUACAGACUGAAGGUGGAGAUGUACAACGAUAUUGAAAUUCGUAAAGCUCGCUUUGGAACCUCCACAACAAGCAAGAACCUGGCCCUUAUCAAGAUCGACGGCCUUUCCCUCCGUGCAGAGGAGCUUGGCUUCUGGUUCCGUGCCCACAGCGGCUUGUUCCGCUUAGCCGACGAAGGCAUUGCAAGUUUUGCUCUGGACGAGCGUGGAAUCGACAUCCAUCUCGAGAUUUUGACACUUCGCGCCGUCAGGAGCAAAUUCUCCUGGCUCGGCUGGCUUUUCAAGCCCCUCCUACGCCCCCUUUUCAAGACCACCAUGGAGAUUCAGCUGGCGACGGCGAUUGGCGACAUGUUGCGCGCCGCAAACCGUGAAUUGCUGUAUGCGAGAGAGCGUCUGCGCGCUACGCGGAUCGCGGAUCCGAAUGACUUAUUAACAUUCAUCAAGGCUGUGGCGGCACGGCUGGUGCCGGCGGAGGACCCAGACUUGUAUACGAGAGUUGGCGUGGCGCAGCCAGGCGAGGGCGUCUUCAAGGGUGUGUAUACGCCGAGCAGCAUUGUCAAGAUCUGGAAUGAAGAGGCUUCUAGAGCAGGCGAUCGCGUCGAGGAGUUUGAGGUUGGUGGAUGGAGAAACGAAGUUUUCGACACCCAUGCGCGAACCUUUAUGUGA
Molecule: messenger RNA, 2160 nt
Organism: Pseudomassariella vexata
Lineage: Eukaryota; Fungi; Ascomycota; Sordariomycetes; Amphisphaeriales; Pseudomassariaceae
Exons: 4
Coding region: 1-2160 (719 amino acids)
Molecular function (GO): lipid binding
Source: RefSeq, a predicted model, not a curated record